AGCUCGUCCACAAAAAUUUAUAAUCAAGAUCGGAUUUUGAGUCUAAUCGGAGGAAAAGAUGGAUAUAAUAUCUCAGUUGCAAGAGCAGGUCAACACCGUCGCAUCACUCGCCUUCAACACAUUUGGCACGCUUCAAAGGGACGCGCCGCCGGUUCAGCUUUCGCCUAAUUACCCGGAGCCUCCCGCUAAUCCCCCUGUCGACGACUCCGUUAAUCUCGCCGAACAGCCAAAGCUUUUUAGCGCUGAAUUGGUCAAAGCAGCCAAACAGUUUGAUGCUUUGGUUGCUGCACUUCCAUUAGCUGAGGGUGGUGAAGAAGCUCAGCUACAAAGAAUAGCAGAACUCCAGGCUGAAAAUGAUGACAUUGGGCAGGAGCUUCAAAAGCAACUGGAAGCUGCAGAAAAGGAGCUUAGGCAAGUCCAGGAGUUGUAUGGCCAAGCAGUGGAUAACUGCUUGAACUUAAAGAAGCCAGACUGAAGAAAAAGGGUAGUGGUAUUUUAUUGAGGAUA
Messenger RNA from Salvia hispanica, 507 nucleotides. The record is from RefSeq and is a predicted model, not a curated record. Lineage: Eukaryota; Viridiplantae; Streptophyta; Magnoliopsida; Lamiales; Lamiaceae.